Messenger RNA from Aureococcus anophagefferens, 2184 nucleotides. RefSeq lists its product as hypothetical. Gene Ontology annotation, cellular component: endoplasmic reticulum exit site; COPII vesicle coat. NCBI's taxonomy places the organism in Eukaryota, Pelagophyceae, Pelagomonadales, Pelagomonadaceae. The annotation marks the transcript as partial. Gene Ontology annotation, biological process: endoplasmic reticulum to Golgi vesicle-mediated transport; intracellular protein transport; endoplasmic reticulum organization. Gene Ontology annotation, molecular function: protein binding; structural molecule activity. The transcript is spliced from 2 exons. The record is from RefSeq and is a predicted model, not a curated record.
AUGUCGCUCAUCAAAUCCAUCGACGACGUCGGCGCGACGCUCGCGUGGUGCCCGCGCACGGGCCUCGACGCGUGCUACGUCGCGCUGGGCACCACGGAGGCGAGCGGCGCGGGCUUCGACGACUACGGCGCGUCGCUCCAGCUGCACGCCCUGGACCUCUGCGACGGGUCGCUGUCGUCGAAGCCCGCGGGCGUCGCGAAGACGAGCAGCCGCUUCGUGAGCCUCGCGUGGAGCGGCAUGAAGGGCGGCGCGGGCGGCGCGGACGGCCUCCAGCUCGGCCUCGUCGCCGGCGGCAUGUCCGACGGCGCCGUCGACGUCUGGGACCCGGCGAAGCUCCUCGCGGGCCACCCGCAGGCCCACGUGAGCCGCGUGCAGCGCCACACGGGCGCGGUGAACGGCCUCGAGUUCAACCCGCACCCGACGUCCGCGCAUUUGGUCGCGUCCGGCGGCGCGGACUGCGAGGUCUUCGUCGCGUCGCUGGAGCGGCCCGAGGCGCCGUCGGUCUUCGUGCCCGCGCCGCCGCCGAACGCGGCGAAGCACGCGGCCGAGGUCACCAGGGUCGCGUGGAACAGCCAGGUGUCGCACAUCCUCGCGACGGCGUCGCAGAACGGGUCGACCAUCGUCUGGGACCUGCGCCAGAAGAAGCCCUGGUGCGAGCUGCGCGACGCGUCCUUCCGGAGCCCCGUGUCCGCCGUGGCCUGGAACCCGGCGGAGGGUCUACAUCUGGCGACGGCGUCGGGAGACGACGCGAACCCGGUCAUCAAGCUCUGGGACCUGCGGUCGUCGACGACGAUGCCCCUGGGCACGCUCAAGGGCCACACGCAGGGCAUCCUCAGUCUGUCGUGGUGCCCGGACGACACGGCGCUCCUCGCGUCCUGCGGCCGCGACAACCGGACGUUGUUGUGGGACGUCUUUACCACCCAAUGCGUCCACGAGCUCGAGGGCGGCGCGGACCCGCAGGCCGCCGCCCAGCCCGCCGGCUUCGGCGCCGCGGCGCCGGCCUUUGGCGACGCGACGUCGGCCUUCGGCGGCGGCCCGCCGGGCGGCGGCGGCUUCGGCGGCGCGGCCGCGGGCCGCCGCUACCAUUGUAGCUGGUGCCCGACGCGGCCCGCGGUGCUCGGCACGUGCUCCUUCGACCGGACCGUGCAGGUCCACGCCAUGGGCGGCGCGGCGACGACGUCCGGCAAGGCGCCCAAGUGGCUCAAGCGGUCCUGCGGCGCGGCGUUCGGCUUCGGGGGGAAACUGGCCAUGUUCGGCGCGAAGAAGGCGCCGACCAGGGCAGGACAAGGAGAGGAGCCUUUGAAGUUGGGAAUUUCGCACUCUUGUCCUGCCCAGGCGCCGACGACGGCGACGAUCGCGACGCUCGUCGAGGACGACGGCCUGGUGGCGGCGUCGCGGACCUUCGAGGCGGCGCUGGGCGCGUCGGACUUCAAGGACUUCUGCGAGAACAAGGUCAGGGCCGCGGCGUCCGACGGCGACAAGCGCGUUUGGACGUUCAUGCAGCUCAUCUUCGAGCCGAACGCGCGCGAGAAGCUGCUGGAGUGCCUCGGCUACGACGCCGCCGCCGUCGCCGCGACGCUGCCGCCGCCGCCGCAGCCCGACGCGCCCGCCGCGCCGCCGCCGUCGCCGCCGAAGGACGAGACGUCGGCCGAGGACGUCUUCGCGGCGGCGUCCGCGGCGCCGCCGCCGGCGGACGAGCCCGACGACGCGGCGACGGUCGUGGACCCCGGCGCGCCCCUCGACGCCGCCGCCGAGGCGGACGUGAAGCAGGCGCUGCUCGUGGGCAACUUCGACGCGGCCGUCGAGUCGUGCUUCGCGACGGGCGCGCUCGCGGACGCGCUCCUGCUCGCGUCCUGCGGCGGCGCGGAGCUCUGGGAGCGCACGCGCGCGCGCUACUUCGACAUCUCGUCGAAGGCGAAGCCCUUCCUCGGCGUCGUGCGGGCCAUCAUCACGAACGAGCUCGGCGCGCUCGUCGCGGCGUCCGACCUGCGCAAGUGGGAGGAGACGCUCGCGAUCCUGUCGACCUACGGCAAGAGCGACGAGUUCCCGGCGCUGUGCGAGGCUUUGGGCGGCCGCCUCGAGCACGAGGCGCGCGACGACAAGGCCGCGGCGCUCUGCUACAUGUGCGCGGUGAACGUGCCCAAGACCGUCAAGUUCUGGAUCGACGACUUCAACGCGGCGAGC